UGAAGUCCCAUGCUUGCGUUUUGUUUUGCGUUUCCGACAGUUGUGCGUUUUUUCCAAUGUGUUCCAUCUCUGCUAUACCUGAGCUUCCGUCUUUGCUGUUUGUUUUGUUUUAAAGGUUUGAAUGUUGCUUUGAAGUGUUUUUAGUGUUUAUUUAAUAAUUACAAGACUAGAUUUUGAUAAUAAUAAAGUUUAAUAAAAAGUAAAAAUAAUUAGAAAAAAUAAUUUUAUAAAGAAGGUAAAAUUAAACAUGUCGGAGGAAAACGUGCAGGUGGCCAAUCACUGCUGGAAUUGUAACUGGCGAAUUUGGAAUGUCAAUUACGAAAAUAUUAUAAAGCAUUCAUGUUUUGCAAAUUUUAAUGAAUACAAGUAUUGUCUCUUGAUUAGUACGAAUGGAAUUGUUAGCAUGAAGGAACUAUCAGCUAAAGAAAAAAAAUGUGCUGUUGAAGUUCGUUUGAUUAGGGCCCAUUAUGAAAGGCCAAGUUUGUACAAUAAAGAGGCUCAACGAUCGGUAUCUCCUGAGGAAAGAGAACAGUUAUGGCAGGAAGUUGCCGAAAUUGUAUGUACAGAAUGGUCAGGUGCUGAUGCAAAAAAAAAAUGGCGAAACUUACGGGACCAAUUUAAAAAAGCCUUAAAAAAAGGUAAACCCGAACUUUUCCGUCACUAUAAUGAAAUGAUAUUUUUGGAAGAAGAUGGCAAUGAUGGAGACACAUUGGAUGAUUCGGUAUUGCGGCAGUUACCCACAAGUAAUUCGGUAUUGCGAGAGUCACCUGCAAGUAAUUCGGCCAAUAAGCGACUUAGAAGAUCAUCAGAUUUCAGUCUUGAUGGAAACGAUUCUGAUAUAGAAUUUAAUGCAACUUCUGCAACAGGAACUUCCAGAAACGAAAACAAUGAAAAUGCGCCUCAUUCAGGAAUAAUUAGGAAUGAUGAACUGUCAACUUCAUCGAGCCAAAAAAAAGAUAAAACAUUGAGCAAAAAAGAGGAGUUACAAAUGUUAAUUUUAGAAAAAAUUCAGUCACACAAGAUUCCAAAAGCAGAUCAUACGGAUAUGCUGUUUUCCAGCUUCAGUGCAACGUUCAAACAAUUACAACCUCCACGUCAACUUAGAGUUCAUAGACUAUUCAUUGAAAUUUUGGAACGAGAGUAUAAUUAACAAAUAACUCAAGAGCAGUACGAUUUAAACUAGAUUUUUUAGAAAUACUUUUCGUUAUAUUUUCAAAUCUUCUUCUAUUAAAUAUAAGGUUUACAUAAUUCUAUAAGGUUAUUUCGUUCUAGUAGUGGUUUUACAUUACAAGUUAUUAAAUAUAUGAGUAAAUAUGUCAAAUAUUAAAAAUUAUGUUUGUUACUUAUUAUUAUUUUACUA
Molecule: messenger RNA, 1360 nt
Organism: Leptopilina boulardi
Lineage: Eukaryota; Metazoa; Arthropoda; Insecta; Hymenoptera; Figitidae
Exons: 7
Coding region: 248-1150 (300 amino acids)
Biological process (GO): regulation of transcription by RNA polymerase II
Cellular component (GO): transcription regulator complex; nucleus
Source: RefSeq, a predicted model, not a curated record